This is a messenger RNA of Xenia sp. Carnegie-2017, 5732 nucleotides long. RefSeq names its product probable methyltransferase TARBP1. Gene Ontology annotation, biological process: tRNA methylation. NCBI's taxonomy places the organism in Eukaryota, Metazoa, Cnidaria, Anthozoa, Malacalcyonacea, Xeniidae. The record is from RefSeq and is a predicted model, not a curated record. Gene Ontology annotation, molecular function: RNA binding; tRNA (guanine) methyltransferase activity.
UUUAGUCUGUUUGAUUGUGUUUCUGACGUUGAACAAUUUCAUUGCCUUUUAAUACAAAGAAUAUUCAACCUGCUACGACAGCAAUCCGGUAUUGUGUAAACGGGGCCGUAAUUCAUUGUUGUUCGUCAUUUUUGCAUACCAAACAUUUGAUCUAAGGGAAUGUGUCAAAAUGGUUUCUAGCUUUGAUAGAAUAUUACUAAAUAAAGUAUAAGAAAAAUUUCUUGAAGGUAACACUCCCAAAGGCAAUCAUACCCAGGAAAAAAAUUGGAGAAACCUUGGAGGCUCUUUGGAGAAAUUUUUACAAAAGUAUUUUUUGUGUCCUUAAAUAUUUUUGACAAUAUUGGUACAUCUUGAUGCAAUACAAUCAACAUCAUAUUAAAACAGGCAUUAAAAUAAGAAAUUCAAGAACUUGCAGCUCAUUCACAGUCUUUCUUCCUUAUUUUUCUUUUUUCAAGAAAUGACAUAAGCAUCCAUAGCCUGUCCAUUUUAUGUGGUAAGAAUAAAUAAACUUUAAUUCUUAUUUCUAAAUGAACAAAUUUCUUGUAUACAAGAACACAUUUUUGAUUUACAAGGAUGUAAAAUGUGUAAAAAACACCAGCUCUGGUCAGCCCAGAACCCAGAGUCAGCCCCAUUUGUCAACCCAUGGUCAAUCCAGCCAACUGCUGGCACCAAUGACUGGCACUGCCCAACCAACCCCCCCCAGCCGAAAAGCGCAAUCAACAUGGCGGCAAAUUUGGUUGCCUUUCAAUUGCUCGUUUCCUUAAAUGAAGUUAAAGAUAGCAAAGAAAAGAUUCUCAGCUUAUUGUCCUCACUAAAACGUUGCCAUAAAGAUGUUAGUUGUGAUUAUAUUGAAUCACUGAGUGCGAUCACAUCAUUUCUUCUAAAUGAAAUGCCUGAAGAUGAAACACAUAAACCCAAGACGAACGCAUCAAUAAAUUGCAAUGCAGAUAUUUUGAGUACUAUUCUACGUGACGGUUGCAUUCCAACUCUCCAUAAAUGUUCAAUUAACCUGACUGAACAGAGUGCAAAAGAAAAAUUAAAAAUAUUUCAGUUGACAUGUGCAUUAGUAUCAAAAAUUGUAUGUAUGGGAGAAGUAGAAAAUGGAGUUAUGGUAUGGAAUAUAGUGUUGAAUUCGUUCAGAUGUUUUGUUAAUGAUCAUGAAAGUGGUUCGGAUGGAAGUACUGAUCAAUCAUAUGGACAUCUUUCAAUUGAAGCAGCAUUAGAUUUAACUACAUACCUUCUUGAGAGCUACAAAAAGUUAAACGAUGAUGUUUUAUAUUUGCCAAACGAACAUUGUUUUGUGAAAAUGAGAGACACAGUCUUUGAAAAUUUGCUCACCAUCUUGGAUACAGUUGAAAAAGAAAGACUAGCUUUCAAAAUUACGAGGCAAAUUAUACCAAAAUUCCUAUCACUUCAGAAAAGUACCAUGUAUUUGCAAACAAAGAAAAUCUGGGAAUCUUUCAAAAAAUCAAGACUCGAAGAGCAUGAUAAAUGUCUUGUACCAUCAUGUUUUAAUUGUUCUUAUGCAAUUAUGUCCUCUUUGGUGGAUAUAUAUUUCAAAGAAGAAGACAAUACUACCUACAAAAUUCAUCAAGAUGCUGGAUUUUGGUCUUUUCUUCAAACUGGACUCGUCAACUUAGAUUCACUUGUUAGAAAGCGAAGUUUGUAUUUACUGAAAAAUGUGGUUGAUUUUUACAAACGGCAAAAUGAGAGUGAUGAAGUUUAUUUUACGUUGGAGUCAUUAGCAUUCUGGUGGAAUCCUUAUCAUGCUAGAGAAAUUUCUGAAACCUGGCAAGAGUAUGUAUUUUUACUGGAAAUCCUUGAAGAAAAACAGCUUCAUGUGAUUCAACCAGUUUUGCCUCGUGCUGAAAAUCUCAUUGCUGCUACUAAAACAAUCAAUGACAUGCAACAUCCCUUACUACCUGUUUCAUGGAUAACAGUUAUUAUUCACAGAGCAGCAAUACACGAAAAUCGGUUCAUAAAAAAGUGGGGAAUUAUGCUGUUGCUUACGUUAAAUCUUGACGAGGUGCCACUUUUAGGAGAUGACAAAGGCAGAAAUUUCACUCAUGAUACAUUUAUAAUGUUGCUGAAAGAACCUACACUUUACAUGAAGAAUCAUGGGGAAGGUAGAGAUGAACCAAGUUUGUUAACCAAGCAUUUAUUGACGUUUUUUAAGCGAUGUUUUCAUGCUCUUGUUGAAGCAAAAAGGAAGCAGUUUUUUAUAAACUGUUGUUUUCAAUAUCUCAAUUCAAUAUCAGUCACGCCUUUGACAUUCAUUACUCAAAGUCUUUCCAUUGUUCCACAAUUUAUGGUGUUUGAUAGAGAACUUUUGAAAGUUAUGAAGAAUAUAAUCAGGAAUAUUUGCAGUCAUUCUUUUGCAUUACGUGCUGCAGUUAAGACGUUUCUUCUCAGAACAAGUAUUAAUUUCUUGGAUCCUUCCAGCAUAAGAGUUAGUGAAAUAAUGGCGUUUUAUGGUUUUUUCUCGAAAGAAGAGUCGUUAUGUCGUGGUAGUGGACUGUGGAUGGACGUUGCUACUUGGUUACGUCAAAAUAAUGAUCAAAUGCAGAAGGAAAACAAAGAUAUUUAUUCGUUUAUUUACGUUUAUGUUGAAUCAUUUCUGAAAGAGAAGAGCGUGGAAGUUGGUGACGAGAUACCACAGAAUUUGGCAAAAUAUCUUUUCUUAUGUUAUGACAGUUCUUCCGUUUCGUUCAUUCAAAUUAAGGAACUUUUAGAAGUUAUUUCACUGACAAUUGAAAAAGGUCAUUCUAAUAUAUAUCAUCCUAUCUCAAAAAGUUGGAAAGCAGUGCAACUACUUCAUGCUCUUUGUCAUCAACUGUUACCUUUAAAUGACGACAAACAAAUCAAAACCAGCGAUGAGAUGGUUACAUUGAUCUUUUGUCAUAGUCUAAAUGUGUUGGAAAAAAUUGCCACUACGUUUCUACGUAGUUUCACUCAAGAGAAUGAAAAUGAAACUUUCCAAGGUUCCAAAGUUUAUUUCAUGAUACUAAAAGAAAUGCUAAACCUUUGGGUGAAGUUCAAGUUCCCAGGAAAUGUUCAUGUAAUGUUCCAGCUUACAUUGAACAAACUUGCUCAAAUGACUUCUUCUUUGUUUAUCGCCGAAUGUGAAUGUAUAUCAAUGAAAAAUUGGUUCCAAUUUCUUGUUUGUUUAAAAUUGAGUCGCUGGAUAAUUGAUGUGAUUGAAGUAACAGAUAUCGUCAUGAGCGAGGAGAUGAGAGGCAAGAUCAUGAAUUUUUCCAACAUGCUAUCACUGACAAACACCUUGCGACUACCAAGUCAAGUGUAUCCUACAGGUCACAAGUAUUUGAAUGAUGAGAGUUCAUGUAAGCUCGUUGAAAUCAUCAUCACAGCAAAAUGGCAUUUUAUGAACAUCCGACUGGCGGAAAAUUUUUUCAGUUCAACAUUGAAGUGUGAUGUGCAAAAUAAAGAAAUUGUCGACAGCUGUGUUGAAGCUUUGUCGUUAACCUCCGGAUCAGCUACUUAUCCUUGCUUGGAAACUUUAAAGAUUGUUUUACCAAAACUCAUUGCAUCAGGCGAAGAAACAACAGCUAUUUUAUUACUAGAAAUCGUUUGGAAAGUUCUAUGUGAAAUCCAAGCUCGCUACAGUGGUGAUUUCUGGCCAGCCCUGAAUAUUGUGGUAAAAACAAUCUUCUCGCUGGACUUGUUAAAUCUCAAAGAUGACAAUGUGUUGGUGGGAUAUGUUAUAAAGUAUUGGGAUGCUUUGCUUUGUCUUGCUGAUGAAAAAUCUGGCGUGGUCAGUGUUGUUGUCGCUUAUAUAUGUCAAGUUUUAAUAAAGAUUUACCGCAAUCAAGAUUUGGAUGUAUCGCAAUAUCGUUAUCAUAUCAAUAUUAUUGCUGAUGUAUGUGUAUUUGGUCCAGUGCACAAAAAAGAUCUCAGACUUUUGCUGGACACUGUAUCCUAUGUGAAAUGUCUAAGUGAUAUGGAUGCUGUUUUGAAUUUUUCCCAACUUGAAGAAUGCGAAUGUGAGUCAGUGCGUGUACGAGUUGACUUGCUUAUGUUUUUAUUUCGAUCUCUCGACAUUUGUCCCCAGUCAUCUUUUAUGGUGGAACUACUGCGAGUCCUUUUAGACAGGAAUCAAACCCUUACAACUAUUAAAUCAAGUCGCUUUCUAAAUUCAGAAAAUCAUCGCAAAAAGCAAAGAUUAUGGCAAAUCAUACUCGUUCUAAUAGAAAAGCUUGAUUUAGCGAAAUUUUCGUCUGAGUUAUCCGUGAUGAUUCUGAAGUCACUAGAGGCAGAUAAUCAGACUUCUGUAAGGUUUUUAAUGGAAUGGAGUUUGGUUCAACUAUUCUCGAAUCAUGUGAACCUUUUGGAAAUAAUUUGGGAAAAAUGCAGAAUGUUUAUAGAACGUCUUGGUUAUGUUGCGUCCUUAAUCUCUGUUCUUUCACAUGUGUUUUUGACAAUUGAAGAAGCAGACGCUCAAUUAAAUUACCUCCGACGAUUUAUUCCUGCUGUAAUUCCAUUCAUUUUUAAUCAUUCUCAAAUCCGAGCAUAUAUUUUAGCUUCACUUCAGCUUAUUCUAGACAACUCCACGGAAGAUGUUUGGUCGAAGAUAUGUCUUCAAUUUCCCAUUAUUCAAUCUUGCCUUUCAUUUACGCAGAACGUUUUUGAAGGUGAAAAGGAGAAGACUCGAUUACAAAAAGAUCGCGAACUGUUUUCAUUACAUCCUGUACAUGAUUUUUGUCUUGAAGUCAUUUUUUACACAGUUCCGCGGUUAACUGGUGUCCAGGAUGAUGAAGUUAUACAACCGAAAGUAUUCAAAUCUGCUGGUUAUGAAGAAUGUGCAAGCAUGUCUAGUUUACCAUUAUAUCGCACCAAUUUCGUUAAAGAUAAUCAUACUUUGUAUGAAAAAGCGAUUCUUCAUAAAGUGGUUUGUGUUGUAGAAGAAGAAAAGAAGACUACUAGAGCGGAUGUUCAGAAAAAGAUAACACCUUGGAAUGUAGUUCCUCUGGCAGAAAAUGAUAUCGAGUUUAGUCAACGUCCACUUGAGCGUCAAGUUGGUGAUUUGGUUGUUGUAGCUUCAUUGAUUGAUCGUGCUCCAAACCUAGGUGGUCUUUGCCGCACAUGUGAAAUAUUUGGAGCGUCGACAUUGGUGUUAAGUUCUACACACGCUCUUUCGGAGAAAGAUUUCAAAUCCGUUAGUGUCUCUGCAGAGAAAUGGGUGAAUGUGGAGGAGGUUAAGACUCAUGAUCUACAGAAAUAUUUGGCAAACAUGAAAAAAGAAGGUUUUGCCAUAGUAGGUGUUGAACAAACUGCACAGAGUAAGAAAUUGACGGAAUUUAAGUUUCCUUGGAGCACAGUUCUUGUUUUGGGUAAUGAGAAAGCUGGUAUUCCAGUCGAGAUUAUACAGUUAUUGGACAAAUGUGUUGAAAUUCCUCAGUAUGGAGUAAUUCGUUCUCUUAAUGUCCAUGUAAGUGGUGCAUUGUUAAUAUGGGAGUAUUGUAGACAACAUAUACAUGCAAAAAAAUAGAAUUGUACAUUCCACAAUUUGAAGAACUUAAAAGGUUCUAUCAAUUAAAACACAUUAAAAAUAUAUAUGUUGACUAUCUGUGCAUGUAUAGAUAGUGAAUUUUUAUUACACUUUGUCAUUAAUAUUGAGCUUGGUAUAUACACAACUUUUAAUGAUAAAUAUGAAAAAAUCAAUUAUUAUUAAUAAGACGCAAAAUCUAUUAAAUUCAAUUUAUCAUACAGUGCAA